Molecule: messenger RNA, 3993 nt
Organism: Darwinula stevensoni
Lineage: Eukaryota; Metazoa; Arthropoda; Ostracoda; Podocopida; Darwinulidae
Source: the annotation of a GenBank genome assembly
GGCGGGGGAGGAUGGAGUUUGUGAUACCAGUGACGAGGGACGGUCUCAAGUGUGCCGAUUCCGCGGGUCAUUAUGUCGUUGAGGAGUUCUUCAAUGUCAAGGAGCUGCCGUACAAAAUUCGAGAUGCCUUCUCCUCUGCAAAGAGAAGUGCGGAUUUCAUUGAAGCAAACUUUGAUGUUCUCUAUGGUGGAUUGGAGAAUUUCUCCCAUCUCUCACUAGAAACUAAAGAAGAUGCAUGGAAUUGCAUCAGCAUAGGGAUGCAGGAGUUGAUCAGUGAACUCCAUCAAGCUCUUGACCCUGAAGAGCCUCUGGACGGUGAUGUACAACUCAAGUACAGGAAUAUGCUGAAAAUGCUAAUUUAUCUCAUGGUCCAGUACAUCUACGAAUAUGAAGCUGAAGAUGCAAGGAAUAUCAGAAAUGACAUUGGGAAGGGAAGGGGCAGAGGCAAGGUGAAAGCAUCAGAGGAGCCGGAUUUCUGGCCGAGAGUCAAGGACAGGGCAUUGCAUCUCUUAUAUGAGGUGGCCUGCCUUCCACUUCAUCUCCUUUGGAACACUCCAUUGGUGGAUGAAGAUUUCAUCAGGUGGGAGCCCACAAUGCUUCAGUAUUUUGAGUCAUCUGUCAUCCCCCUGGCACAAGGACUGGUUCAUGUCAGCCAAGAUCUAGAGGGGAAAAUGAUUCUUGGGGAAUUGGUUCGUGAAAUAGGCCGUAUGGAUGUGGGCAUAUUGGCCCGUGACACAUCUACGACAAAACACUAUGCUCAGUUCAUCACAGAGGUUGCAAAUAUUUCUCCCGACCUGCUCAUCCCAUCCAUGACAUUUCUUGUUCCCCUGCUUGAAUGCGAGCCCUACACAGUACGAAGUGCAGUACUGGAAGUGAUGGGUGAGAUUGUUGGAAGAGUCCUCUGUGCAGAGGGCCUGGAGAAGAAGGAGCGAAAGCUCCGUGAUGAAUUCUUGGAGUACUUACUUGAUCACAUGUGCGAUGUCAAUGCCUUUGUCCGAGCUAAGGCAAGUUUUGUAAUGCAGGUAUGGGGGAAAUUAAGUGCUGCUGGGGCAAUCCCCCUCAAGUACCAGCCAACAGUAUUAAACAAGGCCAUCCGGCGGGUCAGUGACAAGGCAGCCACAGUGAGGAAAAAUGCAAUUCAACUCAUCAUGGCCCUACUUCAAGGCAAUCCCUAUGCUGCUGCAUUACCCAUAGAUGAUGUGCAAAAGCAGUUGGCUGAGGAAACAAAGAAGUUGCAGGCAAUGGAAGAGGAAUAUGUAUCAAAGGAGAAGGCAAGGUCUGAUGCCUUAUCAGAUCCUGCCCAGCUCUGGCUGGAAAUGUUCCCUCAUGUCUUGGAGGCUGCUAAGGAGCACCUAGAAGAAGGGAAUAAGGAGAAUUUUCCUGACUCACUGGAAUUUGCCCUUCGCAUCAACCAGGCCAUUCCUGCCCUUUGCGAUCUCCUUUCUUCAGAACAGACAUCUGAUGUCUUUGAGACCAUUGAUUUCUUUGUGGUUGCUAUGCAGUUCCAGUUUGAGCAGGCCAUCACUGGUGUGCGUCGGAUGCUGAAUCUUGUCUGGUCGAAGGAGAAGUCCAUCCAAGAGGCUGUUCUCAAGGCUUAUCGCACCCUGUAUUUCGAGGAGAAGGAGGGAAAAAGUGCAAGGUCCAACGCAGGGAAGGUUGUGUCACACUUGAUCAAGUUGGCAUCUUCAGCUAACCUGGGUGAAUUGGUGUCCCUAGAGAACCUCAUUGUGGAACUGGUUCGAGCUGGAGACAUUAACAAGCAGAUGCUCCAGAUUCUUUGGGAACGAUUCACCAGAGCACAACCUGGAAUAACAGAGCAGGAGUCAAGGACAGCUCUACAGCUUCUUGCCAUGGCUGGCAGUGCAAAUCCAGGCAUCAUAGCUACAAACUUGCAAGUGCUUAUGGAUGUGGGACUGGGACCAGGAGCAAAGGAGAACCAUCUGCUUCCUUGGCUCACCUGCAAGGCCCUUUUGAAGCUUCAAGUGCGCUACAGUGGAAGGACCGUCUCAAAGGACGGAGAAGAGCUCUCACCCCGCAUGCCCCCUGAUCACAAGCUCUUUCAGCUUUUGCAAGAUCUCCUGGUUGAUGAGUUUCUCAAUGAGAAGGAUGUUCAUUACACUCCCAUGGCCUUGGAGGCCAUCAAUGUUAUUUACAAACUAUCUGACCUGCCACACCAAAACAGCUCUGUGAUCCUAAAGGGCUGCCAAUUGAAGGUCUUUUCAAAAGAGGAGAAGCUCUGUUCGCUUCCACUUGCUCGACUCUUAAGCAUGGUGGGCCAUGUUGCUCUCAAGCAAAAAAUGUUUCUCAUGAAUGAUGUCUUCCAAGAACUGAAGAGACGUGAUGCUGCCCGAGAGGAGACAGGCAAGGACCGAACCAAGAGAAUUACCUCUCGAGCCUCCAGGGCGUCGCGGGUUUCUAACCCAGCCAACGUCUCCUCAGCGUCAAUGCUAGAUGGAGACCAAGAGCUGGGGAUGCUGGGUGCAACAGCACAUGAUUCUAAUUUUGAAUCAGUGAAAGAGGAAUGUGAAGGUCUUUUAUACAGUGGUUACCUGGGUCACUUCAGGGGACUGGUGGUUGAAAUCUGCUCCAAGCUCUCCCAGUACACAGAUAAACGACUGAAGACAGCUGCCUGUGAUGCCUUGGGCAAGUUCAUGCUCACUUCCUCGCGAUUCUGUGAGGACCACAUCCAGUUGUUCUUCACAAUACUGGAGAAAAGUGAUAUUGAAGAGAUUCGUGGGAAUUCAGUCUUGUAUUGCCGAGAUCUCAUGAUUCAAUAUCCAAAUGUAUUGGCACCAUGGACACCAUACAUCUAUCGCAGACUACAUGACACAUCUAACCUAGUCAAGAAGCAGACUUUGAGAGUCUUGAAUGAACUGGUGCUCAGUGACAUGAUAAAAGUUAGAGGUCAAAUUUCAGAUGUUGCCCUCUGUAUCAUGGACCCUGAUCCUGGUGUUUCCAAUGCAGCUAGACUGUUUUUUGUUGAACUGGCUGGGAAAGGCAACUCUGUGUACAAUGUAUUGCCUGACAUCAUCUCCCGCUUGUCAGAUGCUGAAGUUGGUACCAGUGAAGAGCACUUCCAAAACAUUCUCAACUUCAUCAUCACGGUGACCCAGAAGGAGAAGCAGAUGGAUGGAUUGGUGGAGAAGCUGGUGAACCGGUUCCCGGCUGCCACGACGGAGCGGCAGUGGCGAGACAUGGCAUACUGCCUCUCCCUUCUGAAUUACGGUGAAAAGAGUCUCAAGAAGCUGCAGGAAAAUCUCCCUUGCUAUGCCAAGGCCCUGUCUGAGCCCAAGGUCUACGAGCACUUUGUCAAGAUUCUCACGGGGUGCAAGAAGUUCAUCAAGCCUGACAUGAAGCGGGUUAUGGAGGAAUUUGAAGCACAAAUCAAGGAGUUCCACGAGAAAGGACUCGAUGACGUGACAGCCUCUAAGAGAGCCCGCGAUGCUGUCAGACGGCAAAGCAACAGGAAUACUCCAAAAACACCUCGGUCGCCAACAAAACAACGAACGAGGAGACAGUUGCCUUCAUCAUCAUCAGAGGAUGAGGAAGAGGAGAGUGAAGAGGAAGAUGAGGUAACCAAGAGUGAUGAAGUACCAGUGGUGAGAAAAAAUCCCAGGGAAAGGAAAAGAGGAGGGAAAAAGAACGAGGAGGAGAUUCAGAGCGGAAGCGACGCCGAAGACUUUCAGCCUCCUUCCACCAAGAAGACUCAGCCCCUUUCGACGAAGAAGACCCGGCCCCUCACGGCCAAGAAGACGCGGCCCCUUGCGACCCAGAACACCCAAACUCCAGGCAGAACCCUCCGCUCCAGCAACUCCAGUACCAGUACUUCCAGUACAAGUUCAAGCAUCUCCUCAUCGACUGUCAAAAAGAGGAUCCUGAGAAGAGGUCAAGAGAAGUGACAGCCUUUAUUUCCAAGUUCAAGGAUCUCCUAUCUAUGCACAUAUGUACUGUAACUAGUUUUGAUAGCUUUAUUGCCAUCAUUGUCAUUUAUUU